Messenger RNA from Orbicella faveolata, 1104 nucleotides. Its product is annotated as nucleolar transcription factor 1-like. The record is from RefSeq and is a predicted model, not a curated record. NCBI's taxonomy places the organism in Eukaryota, Metazoa, Cnidaria, Anthozoa, Scleractinia, Merulinidae.
AUGGUAGGUGGCCCUUCUGGGCUGCCGUAGUCAAUCAGUACUUCGCGCACCGUUGAGCCUGGAACCGAACAUCAGCGACCGCGUCAGGUCCGCGUCUAAAAUGGCGGCUGUUAUUGGUGAAAACGUGGUCGAAGAAACGAAGGCAAAAGCUAAAGUUUGGACGCAAGAUCAGGAGCUGACGCUAUUGCAAAAUAUGGAAAAUCACUUGCAAAGUACUGAAAGAGUGAGAGAUAUUUACGUUAAGGACAUCGUGUGGAGUAAAAUUGCGUUUGAAGACUUUGACGAACAUGAUGUCCAUAAACGUUGGAAUGCCUUAACCUCCAAGAUUCGUAAAAUGAGAACAGCAAAAGAGAUUUUAGAGGAUGCUAAAAUAAAGGUAGCUGACAAGGAGGAUGACGUGAAGUCCAGGAAGAGGAAAAGAGACGACAAAGAUCCCGCUUUCCCGAAAACGCCGCUCACCUCUUACCUCAUCUUUUGUGCGGAGAAACGGCCUCGUUUAGCUCAGAAAUACACAGACCUCGGCAGUAAAGAACUGAUGAAAAAAUUAGCCAAGAAAUGGCAAAAGCUCAGUGACCAGAAGAAACAAAAAUAUCAGGAUAUUUACUGGGAAAAUAGGAAGAAAUAUGAUCACGACAUCACACAGUAUUUUAUUGAGCACUAUCCAGAUGAAAGGCCACCGAAAACAGCUUUUGAGCUCUGGUCUGAGAGCAAGGAAAAAGAGAUGAAGAAAGAUCGUCCGGAUAUGUCUCAGAAGAAGUUAAAUAAGAAAGUAAAGAAAUAUUGGGAGAAACUAGAAGAGAGCAAAAAAGAAAAAUGGGAAAAGAAAGCAAAGCGUGAGGUAACAAGAUCUUACCCCUUUCAUCAAUCUCACUCCCAGAGGUCACAGUCAUUUUGGUUUGGAAGGUAAUUCCAGCAGCAUCAUGUACAGAAGACCACUGAGUUUCAUUAGUCACCAUAUCACCACAAGAUAAGCCAAGAACAGUGAAACUUUUAUCAAGCAGUCACCCCAUGGGACCUGCUCUUGAAUCUCAAGACUAAUAGUAGAGGUGUCCAUUGAAUUCAUGUUACUUAAUGUUAAAAAGGUUUAGAAUUCACUGACUGAAA